Messenger RNA from Sporothrix brasiliensis 5110, 1953 nucleotides. RefSeq lists its product as uncharacterized. Lineage: Eukaryota; Fungi; Ascomycota; Sordariomycetes; Ophiostomatales; Ophiostomataceae. The transcript has 3 exons. The coding region runs from base 1 to 1953 and encodes 650 amino acids. The record is from RefSeq and is a predicted model, not a curated record.
AUGUCUCUUUUCACCUGGUGCGCCCGACGGUCGGGCGGCCUCGCCAUGAUCUGGCUUGGCAUCCUCAGCUAUUGGGUUAUAUCACGAGAGUCGGCGGCUUCACGAUAUGGCUACCAGGCCCAGCCAGACGACAGCUUAAGUGCUCCACGCUACUCGCCCAACGGCGCCGGCAUCUGGACCGUCAUCUUCUCAUGGUACUGCCUUUUAAUUCACGUCAUGGUCUUCACAUUCCCCCUACGCGCCUGCUGGGCCAUCUGGGACCUCACUACUUCGCUCCGCAAGUCUGCUCGCAACAGGCCACUCAAGGACUACAAGCUUGGCCACCGCCGCCGGAGUUCAUCCACGUCUCUGUCCAGUUCCGUGACGCUCACCUCGUCCCGCGCUUCGUCGAGCGCCAACAGCGAUGCUGGCGAUGCUGAUACCGAAUUCACUACCGACUCCGAAGCGGACCAAGGCCGUGUUAUCCACGCGAUUAUCAUUCCCAACUACAAGGAAGAAAUGGACACGCUUCGCGAAACUCUCGAUGUUCUAGCAUCACACCCGAUGGCCCGCAGCAGCUACGAUGUGUAUCUUGCCAUGGAGCAGCGUGAGAGCAAUGCUGACGUCAAGGCCAUGUCCCUCAUCGCCGAGUUUGUUAAGAAGUUUCGCAGCAUUGACUUCACACUGCACCCUGCUGAUCUACCCAAUGACUGUCCUGGCAAGGGAAGCAAUGUCGACUGGGCAGCACGCAAGCUGAGCGAGAAAUAUCUGGUCGCUUGCCGCAAGGACGUCAUAGUCACCGGCAUUGAUGCUGACAGUCACUUGUCGUCCAAUUUCUUUGCUCUGGUCACCAAGAUGCACCUGACUUUUCCGGAAACGGCUACCACGACCCUCUAUGCUGCUCCUAUCAUCUUCGACCGCAAUGCUCACAGCGUCCCUGCCAUUGUCCGUGUCGCCGACAUUCUGUGGUGUGCCGCUGGUCUUUCGGGCCUGUACCGCGGAUCGACCAUUUCCCCUCCCACAUCCGUCUAUUCGCUCCCUCUUCAGCUUGUUGACCGUGUUGGUGGCUGGGACUGUGACUCCGAAGCGAUUGGCGAAGACCUGCACAUGUACCUCAAGUGUUUCUUUGCUUUGAACGGCAAUCUGACCGUGCGGACUGUUCUUAGCCCUAUCAGCCAGACGAACGUCACGGCCGGUGGCUAUGGAAAGGGUGUGGGCGGUCUUGUCUCGGACAUGCGUGCUCGCUAUAAGCAAGCUUUGCGCCACAUGUGGGGUGCGCUCGAUACCGGCUUCGCCCUCCGCAAGAUGGCCGAGCUCUGGCGGAAUCGCAAGCAGACGUCGCGCACUUUCCGCCCCCUACAUGCCUCUUUGAACGCCUUGACCGACAACUACGUUCCUGAUGUGCAACUCGAUACCUUUACCGACAGCGUCAGCUCAGACCAGGCUGUUGACAACGGAUUCUUCUCUGAUAUUACAUGCGAAACCAUCAAGGGACCCAACUAUUUCCGCCUGAUAGUUCUGUUCCACCGACUCUUUGAAGCCCACUUUCUUCCUGUUCAGAUGACCAUUCUUGUUAUUGCAUCGACUCUGUACAUGUGGGUGACCGAUGGUGCCGACGACAUCCACCGCGUCAACUGGAUCUUUGAGAUUUGCACGUACCUUCGUACGCUCGGCUUCAUGGAGAUUGCGUUCUACCUCUUCAUGUACGAAAACUUCCAUAAGAUUGCUGUCGCCACUCGCGAAAAGGAGAUGAUUGAUGCCGGUCUCGCUAAGGGCAUGAACUUUUCGUAUCGCACCCUGAGAAAGAACUUUAUCGACUACGUUAUGGUCCCGUUUGUCGCUCCCAUAUACGGCGCGAUCCCUUGUGCCCAGGCGCAAAUAUGCCAUUUCUGGACUGUGGAUUUGGUAUACACCGUCAGCAAAAAGGUCACCCGUCAACGGGCAAAGUCGGCAUCCCCCGAAGCCAUGGCAUAA